This is a messenger RNA of Zalophus californianus (California sea lion), 2658 nucleotides long. Its product is annotated as coiled-coil domain-containing protein 144B-like. Lineage: Eukaryota; Metazoa; Chordata; Mammalia; Carnivora; Otariidae. The transcript has 17 exons. The record is from RefSeq and is a predicted model, not a curated record. Bases 265 to 2658 code for a protein of 797 amino acids.
GCCUCUUGUUCCUCGGCACUGGCGGAUAAGAUUUCUAAAGAAGAGUCUUUAAGCAGUAUUUCCAUUAAACCUAGUACUGAUGAUUCAUGGCUUACAUCAGAUGCUGAAGACUUAAAUUUUGGUAUCCAGGAAGGAGAGGUGCAGCCGGCAAUUGGAAAACAGGACGAUGGUAUUAGUAUUACUGAAAGUGCUCCACAAGAGCAAACAGUUAAUGACAAUCUGACUUCUGCUGAUAGAGCAUACAAAAGUAAUAGUAGUGUUACGAUGUCAGCAUUAGGAUUAGGAGAAGAGGAAGAUGGAGAAUCACCUUUGGAUUCUGAGAGUAUUUCUGAGAGUCUUCCAGAGAAAGACGUGAAACGUUUAUCUGGAGCUGCGGAUCAGAAAGGACCACGUAUAUUAAGUGAAGAAGUAGAAGAUUCUCCUAAAAUAUAUCCUUACGUGAAGCCUACCGUUGAAGUGAAAGAUUCCGUUCCUACUAAAACAGUAGAAGUGAAGGAAAAACAAACAUCCAAAUCAGCUUUGUCCAGUUGGAAGUCUUCAGUGUGUUUGGCUCACAGUACUGUGUCUUGUCAAAGAUCCAGGGCUUUGAGAGUUGAUGAUGAAUGCCCAUCUGUAUCACACUUGGUGACCCAAAAUCAGUCAGCAUCCAGAGGAUUUGGACAGACGACCUUCAUAGAGAAAGUAAAGAUUAAUGAUAUUGGAGUUGUGUUUCUGUUAGAGAAUUAUAAACUCCAUGACCUGUAUAAAUCACAGCUACCAGAAAGCAGAGAGCACAAACAAGAUUUGCCAGCAGAACGAAACUUAGAAAGGACAUCAGAGGAAGAGCAAAAAAGACUUGAUGAAAGUGAAAAUAACCACCUACAGAGUAUUUCUGAGAGUCUUCCAGAGAAAGACGUGAAACGUUUAUCUGGAGCUGCGGAUCAGAAAGGACCACGUAUAUUAAGUGAAGAAGUAGAAGAUUUGCCAGCAGAAGGAGACUUAGAAAGGACAUCAGAGGAAGAGGAAAAAAGACUUGAUGAAAGGGACAAUAAGCACUUACAGGAUAAAGUUAUUUUACAAACAUGUAUCCUGGCGGAAAAGACAUCUGAAAAUCAAACCAAGCAAAUUAAUGUUCCACUCUUGCAUCUGCAAAAAAAGUCUCGAGAACCAGAGAUGAAUAAGAACUGUGAUAGAGAGGCUCAUAUAGCUGUAUAUUCAGAACAUCCUCCUGUGCAGAAGCAUGAGGAACUCUGGAUCAAACAAGGCAAAUUAGAGUGGAAAAAGAAUUUAAAACUCAUCACCAGUGAGUUAAAGCGGAAGUUUGGUAAAACUUGUGAAAGAUACAAAAUUGCUCCUUAUCCUAAGGAAGAGUCACUACAUGGUAACUUUAAAGAAGGAGCAAACGUAAUGGAAAUACCUUCUAACUUGACAAAUGACAGACUCGAUUGUGAGAAAAGGGAUACAUUUGCAGUGCCUGUCCCUCUAGUAUUUCAGGCAUCUGCUGAACAAAAAACGUCUAGUCUCAAAUAUGCUUGGCAGUCAUCUUCUGAUUUUGCUUUAAGUGAAAAUAAAUCGGACUGUGAAAAUGAUAACAAACCAGACACUGAGCAUGUUUUUAACAAAAAUAAGAGUUUUAAAAGUGAUACAGAAAAUAAAAAAGUAAGGAACCCACUCGCUAUGUUUGAAGUGAAAGAAGACCAAGAGCUUGACAUGCCAAUGGCAAAAAGUAUGAACCAAAAUAGCACUAAUUCUAAAUUAGAGAUGGGACAUAUACCUCAGUCUAGUCAUUCGGAAAGCCUUUGUGACAAAAGGUUUUCCAGCUCCAAUGAGGUGAGACAGAUGGCUCAAAUAAAAAGGCACAAUAGUUCUGCUGUUACAGACACUUACAAGAAGACAAAAGACUUGUUCCGGAAGCCAUUCUGUGCAGAUAAUGACAGUACUAAUAACUAUAGAAGUAUGGAAUCCGAAGUAGAAAAUGAGAGUUCUUCUCCACCACGUAGUUACGGAACAUCAGAAGUAUAUCUAAAAGAAGAAAUACAGCAAGAUGUUCAAAAGUUUAAGAACGAGAUAGGCAUAUUACAGAUAGAUUUCCUGGAUUUGGAAAAAGAGAAAGUUCAACUUCAAAAAGAGAUUAAUGAAGAAAAGAAGAGACACCAAAGUAGUAGGAUAGCAGUAUUCGAAAACGUGUGUGCUGUCGCUGCUGCUGCUGCUGGACUAAUUCAACAAAGAGAGAGUGGAAAAACUGAAAACCACCUCUUUCCUGUUGGGAAAAAGGAAGAUUCUGAUGGUAGUGAUCCUGGUUUGCAUAUGAAGGAAGUAAGGAAAGAUGAAAAUGAAAAAUGGACAUCAAAAGUAUCUGUGACUACGCCAGGGCUUGAGAAGGCCGAUUCCGUAACUUCGUGUCCACUACAAGUGAAUGAUGAGAGCACUUCAGGUGAAAUGGAUCAGGAUGAAGGAAGACGUGCAAAGAAAACAUCUCAUGAAAAGAAAGAGGUCAAAAAGCAAAUGAAUUUUAUGGAUGACCUUGAUUUAACUGAGUCAUCUGGAACAGCUUCAGAGGAUUCCAAGUUGCCUUGCUCUAAUUAUAUGAGUUGCAUGUCGCUACCUGCACAAGUUGGCAAGGAUUGUAAAGGUAGGACCAUUUAUCAAUAUAAAGCCUUUGUACGUAUAUCACCGUAA